AGUCAAAGCCAAUAUUUUUUUGUCCACAAGCCAGCCUGUUGCUUUUAUUAAUUAAAAAAAAGAGAGAGAAAAAAUCCUUAACUAUUGUUAUUGUUCCAUUUUUUCCAUCGAACGAAAAAGAAAAUGGAAAUCACAAGGAUAUUACCGGAUGAAUGCCAGAGUCUGAUCAUAUCGUUGACUUCACCAGCAGAUGCAUGUCGAUCGGCCAUAGUUUCUCACGCUUUCAAAGCGGUUGCGUACUCUGAUGCAGUGUGGGAAAAGUUUCUGCCGUCUGAUUAUAGAUCAAUCCUUUCAGGAUCAUCAUCAUCAUCAUCAUUGCUUUCUCUGGGAAAGAAGGAUGUAUAUUUUCAUCUCUGUUUCCAUCCCAUUCUCAUUCAAAAUGGUACAAUGAGCUUUCAGUUGAAGAAAGAGAGUGGGAAAAAAUGCUAUAUGUUGGGGGCAAGAGCACUUUCAAUUAUAUGGGGAGAUACACCUUCGUAUUGGACGUGGAAAUCUUUACCCGAGUCCAGGUUCUCAGAAGUUGCUGAGCUCAAACUUGUGUGGUGGCUCGAGGUGAAGGGGAUGAUUGACAUCAGAAUCUUAUCUUCCAAUACAAACUAUGCAGCAUACCUUGUGUUUAAGCUUAGAAACAGGCGUACAAUUGGGUUUAGGCAUAGAGCCGUUGGCUUUCAUAUCAAUGUCGGCGGAAUCACCUCAACGGAAGUGCGGAGGGUGUCGUUAGACCCUUCACAGAAUGAGACCCAACAUGUUCGAGAGAGAGAAGAUAGGUGGAUGGAGGUUGAAAUGGGUGAGUUUUUUAAUGAAUGUGGUGAUGAUGGAACUGUGCAGUUUAGUCUUAGGGAGGUUGAUACAAGUUACUUUAAGCAAGGCCUCAUUAUUGAAGGAAUUGAGCUACGGCCUAAAGAUACUGGUAGCUAGGUAGAUUCUGGAUUUGAGUUUGGUAGGCCUAAAGAUACUGGUAGCUAGGUAGAUUCUGGAUUGGAGUUUGGUAAGCUCAGCCUGUUCGUUGUAUGAAUAAUAUUUUAAAAUUUUCAAGCUGUGUGUUGAUUUAAAA
Messenger RNA from Gossypium arboreum, 1054 nucleotides. Its product is annotated as F-box protein At2g02240-like. Gene Ontology annotation, molecular function: protein binding. The record is from RefSeq and is a predicted model, not a curated record. Bases 124 to 918 code for a protein of 264 amino acids. NCBI's taxonomy places the organism in Eukaryota, Viridiplantae, Streptophyta, Magnoliopsida, Malvales, Malvaceae. The transcript has 3 exons.